This is a messenger RNA of Ooceraea biroi (clonal raider ant), 1564 nucleotides long. RefSeq names its product dynactin subunit 2 (gene DCTN2-p50). Gene Ontology annotation, biological process: microtubule-based process. NCBI's taxonomy places the organism in Eukaryota, Metazoa, Arthropoda, Insecta, Hymenoptera, Formicidae. The record is from RefSeq and is a predicted model, not a curated record. Gene Ontology annotation, cellular component: dynactin complex.
AUGGCAGAUCCUAAAUACGCCGAUUUACCUGGAAUCGCAUACGACCAGCUUGAUGUUUAUGAAACAAGCGAUCUGCCAGAAUCAGAACAAAUGCGAAUAUACGAGGAGGAACCUGACAGUUGUUGCGUGGAGCAGUUACACAUUAGUGCGAACGAGGCGUUCAAUAAAUUUAAAGGCAAGCAAAUCAUCGGGAAGCCUGUUGAUUUUUCGGAUCGUGUGACUACCAAGCCGAGAACAGGAUACAAAUUUGGAGAUUGGGAACUCGUUAGUGAAGGUGAGAAGGAAAGUCCUCUGCAGAAAUAUCAACGACUGCAGUGCGAAGUUAAAGAGCUGUAUGAAGAAGUAAACGAGAUGAAGGAAAAAUCUAAAGACGAGCAAGAAAUUAAGUCCGCAAGUGAAAUUAUCUCUCAGGCGCAGCAACUAGAGAAGCAGCUGGUUUCCUUGAAAUUGGAGGAGUGUCUGGGACCCGAUGUCGUCGCGAGCUUAUCAGAUCCUCAGGGCACUACGCUCAAGCAGCUGGUAUCACAGAUAGAACUGUUUAAGCAGACCAGUGUCCCUUCGUCGAAAUCGUCGGCGGAGAGCAAGAAGGCGGCCGACCCAUUGGAACCCGGUGUCCUUAAAUACCAGAUGAUGUACCUACCGGAAAAAGCGAGGAUGCAGGAAGCCGCCAGGAUCGCGCAGCUCGAGCAGAGACUCUGCUGCCUGGAGAAUCUCAUAGGCACAAGCAACGACAAACUUUCCAAGUUCUCGCAAAACCUGAAGAGUCAGGGCAUAAUGGAUGCUGUGCAACAGCUAGAAGCGAAGGCUUCGCUGCUGGACGUCAAUCAAUUGGAGACUAUUGAAACAAGGCUGGGCACCUUGAUUUACCGGAUGGACAGCAUUGCGCAGAAAAAAGCGGCGGCGGAGCAAGAUUCAGAGCAGGAACAGAAGAUCUCAGAAAUGUACGAAAUAAUGAAAAAAACGGACGCUGUGUCGCAAAUAUUGCCGCAAACGGUAGAGAGGCUACUGGCACUGAACGAUAUUCAUCAGCAAGCUGCCACCUUCAGCAAAUCUUUGAUGAGACUAGAAGAGCUGCAGGCGGAAAUCUCGUCGGGGUUGGACAGCAACAAGUCCUUGCUGAAAGGCGUGCAGGAGAGUUUUGCCUCCAACAUGGAAAUCAUAAAGGGCAACAUAGCGUUGCUCGACGAGCGUGUUAAAAAACUGAAAAAGUGAUCGAAUGGAAACGCCGAAGCUAAUUGAGAAGGCAGAAGCUAGAUCAAUUCCAUUUCUUAAGAUCGCUUUUUUCAGAACAUUUAUACUUCUAUCAUGUUAAGUUAUUAUUUAAUAUAAUUUAUGACGUUUAUUUUUGAUUCGCACGCGCAAUUAUGUUAGCAUCGUUAAUUCGCAAAUACUACUUACGCAAGUACGAUAUUUAAUCUCGAUGAUGUAGUUAAGGUAAAACAAGCUAAAAUAAAACAGGAGCCUAGUAAAUUUUUCUUGGUGUAAUUCACAAGCGACGAAUGUAACUUCAUACACAAUGUAAAGUAUGGCAAACUGAAAUAAACUGAGAUUUCAGUAAAAAAAA